CCUCGUACCAAAAGCUUGACGGGUUACCUUUAAAAUCAAACUAGCAGGGAAUUGUUCAAACAUCUUUCUCAAUCAUCUUUCCCCAAAUGCAGAUGGUUAAGAGAGUGGGCAGUAAAUUGGCAAUGUUGUUAAAGUCAAGAGACAGUUUCUUGUGUAGGGAUCUCACCACCAUCUGUUUAAAUGUGGCUGGAAUCCUUUCUUAAAAAGCAAAGCAUUUAAUAAUUCUUGUUAAUAAAAUGGGCCCCAAACAUCCCUCUGAUCUUUUUUUUUUUUUUUUUUUUUUUAAACCAGCCAGGAAGUGAAGAAGCCCAGAUUACAGAUUGUCAGAUGUAGAUGCAACAACACAUCUUAAACCCCGCUCUACAAAACAGAACACUACUCGAAACAGAGAAGGUAGUUUGUUUGUAAGACCUUGCCCAUCACUCUACCUUAACCAUGCUAGUCACAUCACACUAUUCAUUCAGUCUUUCUAGCAAAACAAAAUAGAAAAAAGUUCUAUACCAUACCAUGCCUUUCGUACUCCUGUGCUGCUGCUGGCAGUGGCUCCACCUUUAGAGCUGAGCUCCUGACCAGCAGCUACCACUCUCCCCCAGCCCAGCUCUGAAGGUUGUGCUGCCACCACCAGGAGCAGAGAAGUAAGGGUAGUAGUAACACAACCACACAAACAUCAUAACCUUGCGACCUCCUUCCCAACAACUCCUUUUUGGGUCAGGACCUCUACAAAUUCAACACUGAGAUUUCAGAUUUAAAUAGAUUAAAUAGAAUUUACAUUUUUUAAAAUUCUCUGACCAUGAAAUUGACAAAUAUGGACUAUAAAUUUGUAUUUGUAUGUAAAAACAAUAUAAAACUAAACUCACAUUCCAGGAGAAGUUGUCUGGCUAUGACAAGCCUACAGUCUACAAAAUCCUAGACAAAAGCUAUCUUUCUUCAAAUACAAGAGUAUAUCAGACAAGUUAGUGAUGAUUUACAAAAAACAGAGAUCACCAUGACUCAGUAAGGUGAUGAGCUGACAGGCAGAUGGAGCCCAUUAUCUUCACUUCUCAAUCCAAGUUUUCCUGUAAAAGCACUAGGGGAGGAGAGGGCUUUAACCAAGCAAUAGAAACACAGGACAAAAAAGGAUUAGGAGUGAAGCACUAGGGAAGAAAAGAUAAUGCAAGAAAUGCUGCUCACAUUUCAAAUAGCUAGAAAAGUUUCUGUAGUUUUGGUCACAUGAGCUUUUCCAAGACUAGGGUUUAACAUCUGGACAAGUUUUGUGGCUAUUAGGUUUAAAUGAUAUUAAAGUAGAAACUACGGACAAUCAGGAACCUACUUUUGCUAUAUACAGAGUAUUUAAUUCAGCUGUACAAAGCUACCUUUGGAAGUAUAAAAUGUUUCAAGCCUUUGUUCGGCAAUCUACUUCAGCAUAUCGCCCACUACCGAACCAUCUGCCAGGUGAACCUGAAGUGAAGUAUAAGGGCAAGUUGGUGCAUGAAACUCAGCUUAGCUGCUUCUACAUCCAACCUGGAGGUUCCAACUAUGGGAGUCCCCACACAGUUCAUGCCAACAUGAAUGCCAAUGCAGCAGCAGGGCUUGCCCCGGAGCAUAUCCCUACUCCAGGGGCAGCUCUGUCCUGGCAGGCUGCUAUCGAUGCUGCCAGGCAGGCCAAAUUGAUGGGUAGUGCUGGCAAUGCAACAAUAUCCACAGCUAGCUCCACGCAGAGGAAACGACAGCAGUAUGGGAAACAGAAAAAACAGGGUACAACCACAGCUACACGUCCUCCCCGGGCAUUGCUGUGUUUAACGCUGAAAAAUCCCAUCCGGAGGGCAUGCAUCAGCAUCGUUGAAUGGAAACCAUUUGAAAUAAUUAUUUUACUGACUAUUUUUGCCAAUUGUGUGGCCUUAGCUAUCUAUAUCCCCUUUCCAGAAGAUGAUUCCAAUGCCACCAAUUCCAAUCUGGAACGAGUGGAAUAUCUCUUUCUCAUAAUUUUUACAGUGGAAGCAUUUUUAAAAGUAAUAGCAUAUGGACUUCUCUUUCACCCCAACGCUUACCUCCGCAAUGGCUGGAAUUUACUAGAUUUUAUAAUUGUGGUAGUAGGGCUUUUUAGUGCAAUUUUAGAACAAGCAACCAAAGCAGAUGGGGCGAAUUCAAUAGGAGGGAAAGGUGCCGGAUUCGAUGUUAAAGCAUUGCGGGCUUUCCGAGUGUUACGCCCCUUACGACUGGUUUCUGGAGUUCCUAGUCUCCAGGUGGUUUUAAAUUCCAUUAUCAAGGCUAUGGUUCCCUUGCUGCACAUUGCCCUGCUGGUGCUGUUUGUCAUAAUUAUCUAUGCUAUCAUUGGACUCGAGCUAUUCAUGGGGAAGAUGCACAAGACCUGCUACAAUAUGCAAAGUGGAGGACAAGAAGAGGAUGCCUCUCCCUGUGCCCCUCAAUUAGCACAUGGACGGCAGUGUCCGAACGGCACUGAGUGCAAACCUGGAUGGGAAGGGCCCAAGCAUGGCAUUACCAAUUUCGACAACUUUGCUUUUGCCAUGUUAACUGUGUUUCAGUGCAUCACUAUGGAGGGCUGGACAGAUGUACUAUACUGGGUCAAUGAUGCCAUAGGAAGGGACUGGCCCUGGAUCUAUUUUGUUACACUAAUCAUCAUAGGGUCAUUUUUUGUACUUAACUUGGUUCUCGGUGUACUUAGCGGGGAGUUUUCCAAGGAAAGAGAGAAGGCAAAGGCUCGGGGUGACUUUCAGAAGUUGCGGGAGAAACAACAGCUGGAGGAAGACUUGAAGGGAUAUUUGGAUUGGAUAACUCAAGCAGAAGACAUUGAUCCAGAAAAUGAAGAUGAAGGCAUGGAUGAGGAGAAACCCCGAAACAUGAGCAUGCCUACAAGUGAGACUGAGUCCGUGAACACAGACAAUGUGGCUGGAACAGAUAUUGAAGGAGAAAACUGCGGUGCUAGGCUGGCGCAUCGGAUCUCCAAAUCUAAGUUUAGCCGCUACUGGCGCCGGUGGAACAGGUUCUGCAGGAGGAAGUGCCGAGCUGCUGUCAAGUCCAAUAUUUUCUACUGGCUGGUGAUCUUCCUUGUGUUUCUCAACACCCUUACCAUUGCCUCUGAACACUACAACCAGCCAGACUGGCUCACUGAGGUCCAAGACACUGCAAAUAAGGUGCUGCUAGCUCUUUUCACGGCAGAGAUGCUGCUGAAGAUGUACAGCUUAGGUCUCCAGGCCUACUUUGUGUCUCUCUUCAACCGCUUUGACUGCUUUAUUGUUUGUGGAGGAAUCCUGGAGACCAUCCUUGUGGAGACCAAGAUCAUGUCACCACUGGGCAUCUCGGUGUUGAGAUGCGUCCGACUCCUGAGAAUUUUUAAAAUCACAAGGUAUUGGAACUCCUUGAGUAACCUAGUGGCUUCACUGCUGAACUCAGUCCGCUCCAUCGCUUCCCUGUUGCUGCUUCUCUUCCUCUUCAUCAUCAUCUUCUCGCUGCUGGGAAUGCAGCUCUUUGGGGGCAAGUUUAACUUCGAUGAGAUGCAAACCAGGAGGAGCACAUUCGAUAACUUCCCCCAGUCUCUCCUCACUGUGUUUCAGAUCCUGACUGGGGAGGACUGGAAUUCGGUGAUGUAUGAUGGGAUCAUGGCUUAUGGCGGCCCCUCUUUUCCAGGAAUGUUGGUCUGUAUUUACUUCAUCAUCCUCUUCAUCUGUGGAAAUUAUCUUGCUGAUGCUGAGAGUUUGACAUCUGCUCAGAAAGAAGAGGAAGAGGAAAAAGAAAGAAAAAAACUGGCUAGGACUGCUAGUCCUGAAAAGAAAAAGGAGAUUGAGAAACCAGCUGUGGAGGAAGAGACAAAGGAGGAGAAAAUUGAGCUGAAAUCGAUCACUGCUGAUGGGGAGUCCCCACCUACUACCAAGAUCAACGUGGAUGAUUAUCAGCCCAAUGAAAAUGAAGAGAAGAAUCCAUAUCCUACUACUGAAGCUCCAGCAGAGGAAGAGGAGGAGGAGCCUGAAAUGCCUGUCGGCCCUCGGCCACGCCCAAUGUCUGAACUGCACCUCAAAGAAAAGGCCGCGCCCAUGCCGGAUGCCAGUGCUUUUUUCAUCUUCAGCUCUACCAACAGGUUUCGUCUCCACUGCCAUCGAAUCGUUAAUGAUAAUAUUUUCACCAACCUGAUCCUCUUUUUCAUCUUGCUCAGCAGCAUCUCCCUGGCAGCUGAGGACCCUGUCCGACACUACUCCUUUAGGAACCAAAUUCUCUUUUAUUUUGAUAUAGUUUUUACUGUCAUUUUCACCAUUGAAAUUGCUCUGAAGAUCCUAGGCAAUGCAGACUAUGUCUUCACUAGUAUCUUUACAUUAGAAAUUAUUCUUAAGAUGACCGCAUACGGAGCCUUCCUCCACAAGGGCUCCUUCUGCAGGAACUACUUCAACAUCCUAGACUUGCUGGUGGUCAGCGUUUCUCUCAUCUCCUUUGGGAUCCAGUCCAGUGCUAUCAACGUAGUGAAGAUCUUACGUGUCCUAAGAGUACUCAGACCACUGAGGGCCAUCAACAGAGCCAAGGGACUAAAGCACGUGGUCCAGUGUGUAUUUGUAGCCAUCAGAACCAUUGGAAACAUUGUGAUCGUCACCACUUUGCUGCAAUUCAUGUUUGCCUGCAUUGGAGUUCAGUUGUUCAAGGGCAAACUGUAUUUCUGCAGCGACAAAUCCAAGCAAACAGAAGCAGAAUGCAAGGGGUAUUAUAUUUAUUACAAAGAUGGAGAAGUCAGCAGUCCGACGAUCCAGCCCCGCCAGUGGGAGAACAGCAAGUUCGACUUUGACAACGUCUUGACUGCCAUGAUGGCACUCUUCACUGUUUCAACCUUUGAAGGCUGGCCAGAUCUGCUGUACAGCUCCAUUGAUUCUCACACGGAGGAUGUGGGACCCAUCUAUAACCACAGGGUGGAGAUCUCCAUUUUCUUCAUUAUCUAUAUCAUCAUCAUUGCUUUCUUCAUGAUGAACAUCUUCGUUGGUUUCGUCAUUGUCACGUUUCAGGAACAAGGAGAGCAGGAAUACAAGAACUGUGAGCUGGACAAGAACCAGCGCCAAUGUGUUGAGUAUGCCCUGAAGGCCCGCCCCCUGCGGAGGUAUAUCCCUAAGAACCAUUACCAGUACAAAGUGUGGUAUGUGGUGAACUCCACCUAUAACAAGGGCACAUUGAAACUGAAAUUUCAAACUGACAAAGAAGGAAAUGCUGUUUUUAGCCAACAUAGAGUUUACCUGUGGAAUUCACAAGGUGUUAUUGGAACAAAGAGAGCUAGUCCUUUUCAAAGGGGGUUGAAACCCUAUAUAUCCAAACAGCCCAUUCCUCACAGCGCUUCUGGGAUGCUUGUGUUUCAGCAUUAUGGUCAGAGCUGUCUCUUCAAAGAAGCCAUGAAUAUCCUCAACAUGCUCUUCACCGGUCUCUUCACUGUCGAGAUGAUUCUAAAGCUCAUCGCCUUCAAACCCAAGGGUUACUUUAGUGAUCCUUGGAAUGUUUUUGACUUCCUCAUCGUAAUUGGCAGCAUUAUAGACGUCAUUCUCAGUGAAACUAAUCACUAUUUCUGUGAUGCAUGGAAUACAUUUGACGCCUUGAUUGUUGUGGGUAGCAUUGUUGAUAUAGCAAUCACCGAGGUGAACCCAGCUGAACAUACCCAAUGCUCUUCCUCUAUGAAUGCAGAGGAAAAUUCGCGCAUCUCAAUCACCUUUUUCCGACUCUUCCGGGUGAUGCGUCUCGUGAAGCUCCUGAGCCGUGGGGAGGGCAUCCGGACGUUGCUUUGGACCUUCAUCAAGUCCUUCCAGGCUCUCCCCUAUGUGGCUCUUCUAAUAGUGAUGUUAUUCUUUAUCUAUGCGGUGAUUGGAAUGCAGGUGUUUGGUAAAAUUGCUCUGAAUGACACCACGGAUAUCAACCGCAACAACAACUUUCAGACGUUCCCUCAAGCAGUGCUGCUACUCUUCAGGUGUGCCACUGGUGAAGGCUGGCAGGAGAUCAUGCUUGCGUGUCUGUCAAAUAAAAGGUGCGACCCUGACUCAGAGCCAGCCAACUCCACUGAAGGCGACCAUUCCUGUGGGAGCGGCUUUGCCAUCUUUUACUUCAUCAGCUUCUACAUGCUCUGUGCCUUCUUGAUCAUCAAUCUUUUUGUAGCUGUUAUUAUGGAUAACUUUGACUACUUAACACGGGACUGGUCCAUUCUGGGGCCACACCACCUGGAUGAGUUUAAAAGGAUCUGGGCAGAGUAUGAUCCUGAAGCCAAGGGAAGAAUCAAACACCUGGACGUGGUGACGCUGCUCCGGCGGAUUCAGCCUCCACUGGGUUUUGGGAAGCUCUGUCCUCAUCGAGUGGCUUGCAAACGCCUCGUCUCUAUGAAUAUGCCACUGAACAGUGACGGGACUGUCAUGUUUAAUGCCACCCUCUUUGCCUUGGUCAGAACAGCACUGAGGAUCAAAACUGAAGGUAACCUGGAGCAAGCCAACGAGGAGCUGCGAGCGAUCAUUAAGAAAAUCUGGAAGCGCACCAGCAUGAAGCUGCUGGAUCAGGUUGUGCCCCCAGCAGGUGACGAUGAGGUAACAGUGGGGAAAUUUUAUGCCACUUUCCUGAUCCAAGAGUAUUUCCGGAAAUUCAAGAAACGUAAGGAACAGGGCCUCGUGGGCAAACCGUCGCAGAGAAAUGCUCUCUCCUUGCAGGCUGGGUUGCGCACAUUGCAUGACAUUGGGCCGGAGAUCCGACGGGCGAUCUCAGGAGACCUGACAGCUGAAGAGGAGCUAGAUAAGGCCAUGAAAGAAGCUGUUUCCGCUGCCUCAGAAGAUGAUAUCUUCAGGAGGGCUGGUGGCCUGUUUGGAAACCAUGUCAGCUACUACCAAAGCGAUGGCAGGAGCUCGUUCCCUCAGACAUUCACCACCCAGCGCCCUUUGCACAUCAAUAAAGCUGGCAACAACCAGGGAGAUACUGAGUCCCCAUCACACGAGAAGCUAGUGGAUUCCACCUUCACUCCAAGCAGCUACUCAUCUUCAGGCUCCAACGCCAACAUCAACAAUGCCAACAAUACUGCCUUGUCCCGCUUCCCCAACCCACCCAGCUACCCAAGUACUGUCAGCACAGUGGAGGGGCAUGGCACACCCUUGUCACCAACCAUACGAGUGCAGGAGGCCCCUUGGAAACUCACUUCCAAAAGGACACAUUACUAUGAAACAUUGGGACGCGCCUCUUCCAGAGACAGCCAGCUGGCAAUCGUUUGCCAAGAGGAAGUGUCCCAGGAUGAACCUUACGAUGAGAAUUUGAAUGAAGACAUAGAGUACUGUAGCGAACCAAGCCUGAUCUCUACUGAAAUGCUCUCAUACCAAGACGAUGAAAACAGGCAACUGACUCCACCUGAAAACAACAAAGCGGAGAGCACCAGGGCAUCUCCAAAGAAAGGGUUUCUUCGCUCCUCGUCCCUGGGUCGAAGAGCAUCUUUUCAUUUGGAGUGUCUGAAGAGACAGAAAAACCAAGACGUCGAUGUCUCACAGAAGACAGUUCUGCCAUUGCAUCUGGUACACCAUCAGGCACUAGCAGUGGCAGGGCUGAGUCCCCUACUCCAGAGAAGCCAUUCCCCAGCAACUUUCUCCCCCCGGUUGUGUGCCACCCCUCCUGCCGGACCCUGUAGCCAAGGCUGGCCGCAGAAAACCAUCCCGACGUUACGGCUUGAUGGAGUGGAGUCCAGUGAGAAACUCAACAGUAGCUUCCCAUCAAUACACUGCAGCUCCUGGUAUUCUGACAGCACCAGCUGCAGCAGCCCACGGCGAGCCAGGCCGGUCUCCCUCACCGUCCCCACCCAGACUGGAGGGAGCAGCAGGCAGUUCCACGGCAGUGCUGGCAGCCUUGUCGAAGCGGUCUUGAUUUCAGAAGGACUGAUGCAGUUUGCUCAAGAUCCAAAGUUCAUUGAAGUCACAACUCACGAGCUAGCAGAUGCCUGUGACAUGACAAUAGAAGAGAUGGAAAAUGCAGCAGACAACAUACUCAAUGGUAACAGCAAGCAGAGCCCCAAUGGCAACCUCUUGCCUUUUGUUAACUGCAGGGACCCAGGGCAGGACAGUGCAGGAGAGGAAGAGGAAGAGGUGCAGAGCCCGGAUUGUAGAAAAAGUCAGGAAGAGCUCCAGGACAGCAGGAUUUAUGUCAGCAGCCUGUAGUUGCCAGGGCUGAAGUGAUGCUGGUUUUUUAUUUGUUUCAAUGUUCCUAAUGGGUUUGUUUCAGAAGUGCCUCACUGUUCUCGUGACCUGGAGUAACCGGAACAGCGUUCUUCAUUCAUUUCUGUUGGGACGAGUCGCAGAGUUGGGUGGUGUAAGAGAGCUUUUCAGGAGCGAAUACAACCCCAGCAUGUGUCCAUGAAGGAAGAGUGAGGAGGGGAAAGAGGUGGAGGAGGAGAGCCAGCUUCUGCUUGUUCUUAGUCGCUGCACAAGGAACGAUGGCUGCUUCCCGAAUGCGAAGGAGAACCUCAGCUUCCUGUGGAUGGCCCUAGCCAAAAGGACCCUGCAUCAAACGGGUGUCUUUCAACUUUGCUUGUAAAAAUCAUUUUGCACAUAUUCUGUAUGAGCCUCACUGUCUCCUUAAAGCCAAGGCCCUUUUGAUUUGGAAUAGAAUGGUGGACUUCUUCUGCUGUGGAUUCCAGGACCUUGUUGGGGAGGAGGAAGCAGAAGAAGCCUUAGGGUACCUGAGAGGCAGAUGGCAACACUGCUUGAAUGCAGAGAUUUCUAGGCAGUGGUCUCUGCCAGCCAAUCAGAGCUCAGGUAGCCAUGUCUGCCAACCAAUCAGAGCUCAGACAGCCAGCUGUGCCAACCAGUCAGAGCAGGUAGCAAGCUCUGUCGAGUAGAGCUGAGGCAACCUGCCCUUUUCUAAGUGAGGUGGUGAUGGGCUUAUGUAGAUCUCUCCUUGUUUUUGCAGUUUGAUAUUUUCUUGAAAGCAUGUUCUAAUUUUUAUUUUGGAUAUUUUUGUUUUGUUUUGAAUGGAGAGGGGAGAAAGGAGUGUUUACAACGUUUUGUAAUCACCUACCUUUUUUUGUUUUGUUCUGUUUUGUCUUCACCUGCAAAUGUUAAAUGGGUUUGGUUACAUUGUAUUAUUUAAACUAUUUUUUCUCCAUUGGAAUUUGAUAGAAGAUAUAAGGCUAGAAAAGUUUUACUGACCAUUAUGUACACCAAGAAUUUAUAAUUUAAUUUGAUAGUAAUUGAAAUCUCCUUUUUCGUUGUUGUUUUAUAAUUUAAAGAUAGUCGGCAAUGCACUUGAUAUAGUCUUGCACAUUCGAGUGAUUGAUUUGGAUUCUUUUUAGUGCUAAGUAUUUCUGUGAGUGAGAGUGUGAGCGGCACUGAGUGUGUGUGUGUAUGUGUGUAUAAGUGCAUACAGUUCUCCACUUCCUGGUUUUACCUGCAGGAGAUCUGUAUCUGGGGCCAUUUGAAUGCAAAAAUAAACCACUGUCUCUGCUUUUGAAAGGGGAAUCAGUAACUCUUUGCAUUUUCUGUUCCACAAGAUAUGCAAAAACAAUGCAAUAAUAUUAAUUUUAAAAUACAAUUGUGAGUUGUGUUGGCAUUAAAACUGUAUAGAAACAAAAUUAAGGGGAAAAACAAACUAAAGUGAGAAGGAGUUACGCUUCGAUAUAUUCCGUGUGAUGUUUUAUUGCAUUGAUAAUGUUUCUGUUGAAGAAACCGUAAUACUUGAAUUCAGGUCAGUUUCAGUAUUUUUCAAAUAUUUUUUUAAAAUGAAUUGCAAUUGUGCCAAGCGAAUAUAAUGAAUUGAAUUAAGUUUGUUUUAAAAAAUCACUUCUUGUAUAUUUUGCUGCAUGUAAAGUAAAUCAUUUCGUAUUUGGAGUGUGCCAAGCUUUACCUUUGAACUUUAAGUGCUUUUCUACGUGUGGUUGGGGAAAUGGGUACUAAAUAUUUUUUUUUCAUUUUUUAAUUUGUACAAUGAACAAAGUGUACCUAGUGUAAGUAACUAUUUUGCAAUCCACUGACAGAUUGAACGUUACUGAUUUUGCAUAUCUUGUGUUCACUUUCCUUUUUCCUCACUCCCUUAAACAUGCACAAUUAAUUUCUGAGUAGAGUAUCUUGCUUCCUGAGACCAGGACAUUUUAUCCAGUCUUCAUCCUGUUCCCUUUGCUCAGAUUCUCUCAAUAUUGCUCCUCAUUAGAGUGGCAGAAUCUGUAUGACAAGAUGAUCUGGUAAGAUUUCUAGGAACUAAGCUGGCACCAGCAACUCUGAGGAGAUGGGAUUGUAUUAUGUAAUUUCAUAUUUCUUCCACUGAAUCUCUAACUCUUGGUUAUCAGUAAUAGAGUUUCCUUGGGGCACAUGACAAGCAAAUGUGAGAGGCAGAGUCAUUAGCUAGGGAAAAUAAUCUAGCUCUGGAAUAAUGAUAUUCCUGGGUGAGGUGAAAAACUUCUGAAUUCUUACUCAACAGAAUUGCUCUGGUACUGCUCUUAGCUAGAGAAACUGAGGUUUUGUGACAUAUUUUGCACUCCAAUGUGUAAUCGCAUAAUUCUCCCCGUACCUGAGUUUAUAAACUCAGAUUCUGGGCCUCAGCGAUACUGCUUUAAAUCCAGCAUAACUCCAUUGAAGCCAAUGGCCCUAUGACUCCUGCCCAUCUCAACCUGUUAUUGAAUCUAAACUUCUUCUUAUCCCUCCUGUUGUCUCUUACUAUUGACAAACAUAAUGGAUUUUCCUUGGAAAUGGAUCUUCAUUUGAAACUGCAUCAUGUGGAAACUUAGCUGUCUUGGUCUAAAACUCCCGCUAGUUUUGCUCCAUUUUCCAGAUGGAUCCUGGAGUUACAGAUCAGUCAGUACUGAAUAAAGAAGAAUGAUCUGACUCCAAAAAAUCAGAACCAAACGUCCAUCCAUAAUUUAAGCUUAUUCUGAGAUGUGAAAAUGUUAAAUUUAUUAAGUGUAUUGUUUAUAUUUUUCAUGCACAUCUAUGCUUUCCUGGUUUUGAACGGGGCCUAAAGAAGAACUAAAGGGAUAUUUUUGAUGGUAUUGUAUUGUCAGUGGUAUUAUAGAGUGGCUAGCAGCACUUCAAGAUGUCCUGGGUAUUUUACAAGGAAAAGCCUCUUCUUAAGAGAGUUCAACCAAAGGAGCUUGCAUCAGGUUAGGUACACAUGGUGGUAGUGAGUGGUCAAAGUCUUGAAAUCCUUACUCAAGGCUGAUGUAGGCAAAAUUAGGCAUAGGCAUCAAUCAAGCCAGUGCUGAGACAAAAUCUCAGGUAAUUUUGCCCAUGACUUGCAUAUGGGUUCCGAGUUCGACUUCUGGAUACUUACCUAAUCCAAAUCAAACUUCCGCACGUUUUGAAGGUUCUCCAGUUUUAGUGCUCUGGUGCAUAGGGCCAGUGCUAUUGAAAAUAAAGUAGCCCUAGGCCUAAUCAUCUAUUUCUGAGAGGGAUUCGGGUGGUAGAGUCUCCCUAAUGCGCUGUCUUGUACUGAAUAGUUUAUUUGACCCACAUUUAGUGGGAAUUGUUGGUGCUCAUCACCUCUGAAAAAUCAAGCUAGUGAAUUUGUCUGUCUUGAAGUCAGCUGGAGCUCAAGAUGCUCAUUUGCUCUUAAGAUUUGGUCUCAGGCUCGAGGAAGAAGCUUACAUCAUCUACAUCCUUCUCUGAACACUGCCUGUUCCCUCAGUGAUCAGACCUUGCAGAGGGCUGGAAAACCCCCAUCUCUCUACUGCACAGUCCCCUACAUCCCACGGAUUUAAAUCCAUAUGCAAAGAGGACAAUGCAGAUGAAGAUGAUAUUGAUAAUUGAGGAGUGGUACUAAAACCAGAACUUGCUGAUGCCAGCUGUAAUAAAUUUCAUCCUCUGUGGAAGGUGGCAUUUCAUGUAGAUACUUACUGACACACAGAUUGUAAUAGGUCUGAGCAAAGAGCUACUGCCUCCUUCAAGCGGGGCAGGGUCUGGGCCAUGGUGGGGAGAAGAGGGCAGGUUUGGUUCCCUGGAGAAUCCUUCCUUUCCCUGUGUAUUGGAGCUAGCGUCAGGUACAAUCAAUGUGCUGUGGGUGGAAACACUGAAAAAAUUAAUGAUUGAGGAGUUUGGGGAAAAUAGUCUUGGUAUCUUUACCGAUUGAGGAGUGAGGUUGAUUUGCAGCUUGCUAACAGUGCGCUGCAGACUAAAGACAUUUCUUACAAAACAACAAACCUGCUCUCUCAUCACCCUGGUCUUUAUUCUAGGCCGUACCAAGCAGGUCACACUGGAUGCAUUUCUUCUUUCUUCUUUAUUCUGUGUGGCUGCCAUGAUGGAAAAAGUGGGACUAAUGAUCCAGAGCUGGAGUUUCCUUAUCCAACAGACCUUUUCUGCAUCAUCUGCCUCUUCAGCUGGACAUAUGAAUGAUGAUGAUGGUGGUGAUAUAGAUGCUGCUGCUACCUUGAGAGGUUUAACCUGUUUCAUUCCCCUUCCUGACCGCUCCGUAGUCUGGAAAGACAGCUGAAGGAGCGCCAUGUACAGAAUCACCUCUAUUUCUGCUUUAUUUUCUGACUCAAAACCCUGCCCCCCUCGAUGACUACGAUGACAACAACAACAACAAAAAGGGCAAAUGCAUUUUUUUACAUUUCUUGAUAAUUUUCAAAGCAAUGUAUCAUUGCUUUCUUUAGACUGACGCCAAUAUAACAGUUGUAUGGGUCUCAGCCAGGCUCCUGUGUCUUUUCUGACUGCUAGUUUCAGACGGCUGUGUGAAAUGUAUGCAUGUUUGCACACAGACACAAUCCCACAAGGUGACAGACUCAUAA
This is a messenger RNA of Pelodiscus sinensis (Chinese soft-shelled turtle), 12685 nucleotides long. NCBI's taxonomy places the organism in Eukaryota, Metazoa, Chordata, Testudines, Trionychidae. The record is from RefSeq and is a predicted model, not a curated record.